This is a messenger RNA of Melampsora larici-populina 98AG31, 2679 nucleotides long. RefSeq lists its product as uncharacterized. Bases 1 to 2679 code for a protein of 892 amino acids. The transcript has 10 exons. Gene Ontology annotation, cellular component: nucleus. The record is from RefSeq and is a predicted model, not a curated record. Gene Ontology annotation, molecular function: nucleic acid binding; ATP binding. Lineage: Eukaryota; Fungi; Basidiomycota; Pucciniomycetes; Pucciniales; Melampsoraceae.
AUGUUCUCUAUAAACCGAUUCGAUCCAGAUUCAAAUAAAACAAAUCAAACAACAGAUACAUCAGCGCAAGAUCCUUUAGCAAGACUCAAUGCAAGAUUGAAAGCUAAAACUCAAACUAAAUCAGAAUCAAAUGAAAAAUCAAUCGAAGCUCAAAUUCAUCAAACCGCACCACGACCAAGCUAUCAGCUGGAAAACAAUGACAAUCCUCAAGACUCGAAGGUGACCUCAAUACCUACUCAAGUGAUUAAACCUGGUCUUAGUACAACUUAUCCAACAGAAGAAGCAGAAGCAGAAGCAGAAGAUAUCAUAGAGGAAGAAGAUCCAAAAAAACCAUUAACUCGUAAACAUAAAGCAAGAAUCGAACUUGGAUUGACGGGAGCAAAUGCAAUUCCAUUAGCAACAGCAGAAAAGCCAAAAGAAAAAACCAAAAGUAAAAAGAAGUAUUUGAAAAGAAAAAAAUUAAGAUUACAAGCCAGAAAAAAAUUAGAUAAGUCUAAAAAUAAAAAAGAUCAAAGCGAAUCUGUUGUUGAUACACAGGAAGGAGUUUCGAAUCAGGAUGGAAAAGUUUCGGAUUGUGAUGAAGAUGAUGAUAAUGAUAAUGAUAAUGAAUCAGAAAGUGAUACGAAAUCAGAGGUUCCAAUUCCAAAGAAAGAUGAGUCAUCCAAGACCGAUCUUACCCACCAAGAACGUAAAGAAACAUCUAAACAACCAUCACCAGAGCCGACUUCGAAAUCCCUAAAACGACCAAAAAACUUGGACAAGACGCUCGAAACAAUAGCCACAAAGAAAAGAAAACUAGAAACCUCAACCAUUCCAACCGAGAAUCCGAUCGCAGAAAUAAUUGAAGAUCUACCAACCCAACCUGGAGUUUUACCUAGAUUUCCAGCACCUACACGACCUUCUUUACCCGAUCCUCAAUUAUUAGCUAGAUUAGCAAUGGGUCUUACCAAUCUUGCUUCUUCUAAUGGAACCAAUUCUUUAAAUGAAGAUCAAAGUCUUUUACUUGUAGAUGAUGAAACCAAGUUAAAUUUGGAUCAAAUUCAAAUUAGAGGAGAUCAAAAAGAUUGUAAAGAUGAUCAAUUAGCGUUAAGCCAAUUCAUUAUUAAUCGUCUUAAAGAGAUUGGUAUAGAAUACUUACUUCCAGUUCAGAUUUCUGUUUUUUCUGCUUUGAUUGGUAAGCUUCGAAAUAAAAAGAUCACACCUUCAUCAAUCCUUUAUCCUAUAAACCAUCCUCCUUCGGAUAUUUGUAUAAAUGCACCUACUGGAUCUGGUAAAACCCUAAGUUAUAUUGUUCCCAUCGUCGAAACACUUUCCUCUCGUACUGUAGUCAGACUUAGAGCUUUGAUUGUACUUCCUACACGUGAUUUAGUUUUACAAGUCAAACAAACCUUUGAAUCAAUUUCAAAAGGCACUGGAUUAAAGCUGGCUAUUGUUACUGGUCAACAUUCCUUUUCUCAAGAACAAGCUCUUUUAUCUGGAAAUGCACCAUUUAAUACAUCAUCGGAAUGUAAAGUUGAUGUAGUAAUUGCUACACCUGGUAGAUUAAUUGAUCAUUUAAAUCAAACACCUGGAUUUUCUUUAUCUCACUUAUGUUUCUUGAUUUUAGAUGAAGCUGAUCAACUUUUAAGUAAAGAUCAAUCUUGGCUUUAUCAAAUCUUGAAAUAUGAAUUAAAAAAACUUUCAAAAACCCAUUCUAAUUCUAAACAAAUCAUUAAUUAUGAUGACGAGGAUUCUGAAAUGAUGAUUCAACAAGAAGAACUAAAUAGUGCUAGGAAUGAACCACUUCCAUUAUUGAAAAAAUUUAUGGAUUCGGUCGAAUGCAAUGAAAUUUCUUCUGAUUGGAGACCAUUACUUAAACUAGAAGAUCCAUGUAAAACUCGCCCCUUUCGUAUCUUAUUAUUUUCUGCUACGUUGAAACGUGAUCCAACUAAAUUGACCCAUUUAGGACUACGUAAUCCGUUGUUUAUCAAAGUUCAAAAUCCAUCUGUUGAAGUAAUCGAUAAUUUUAGUGGAUAUAGUUUACCACCUAACUUACAGCAACAUUUGAUUGUGACUACUCCUCAACUUAAACCUUUAACUUUAUUUCAUUUAAUCAAAGUUAGAGAAGUCAAAAAUGCGCUGAUUUUUUGUAAAUCAGUUGAAGGUGCAACUCGAUUGGUUAAUCUAUAUCAAUUAAUGAGAAAAGGUUGGAUGGAAAAAUCGACAACCGAAGCAAAUGAGAAUGAGAUAAAGGAUGGUGAGAAUUCGAAUGUGUUGGGCACUGCUGCUUUAUUCUCAAGUGAUUUGAAACCUAUUGAUAGGAAAAGAAUCUUGAAUGAAUUUCAAAAUGGAUCUAUAAACUUACUAGUUUGUUCAGAUGUAAUAGCAAGAGGAUUAGAUUUGCCAACAAUAGAAAACGUGAUAAAUUAUGAUACACCAGUGAAUAUUAAGAAAUAUAUUCAUAGGAUUGGACGUACAGCAAGAGCAGGUAAAUUUGGUCAAGCUUGGUCUUUAGUUGAAUUUCAAGAAGCAAGAUAUUUAAAAGAAUCUAUUAAGGAUUCACUUGGAAUGGAAUGUUUGGAAAAGAUGAAAAAGAUUAGGUUUAAGAGACCUGAAAUGGAAUAUUUAAUACCUGUUUAUGAAACUGCUCUUUCGGAACUUGGGAAGAUGUUUGGUGGAACAAGUGCGGUUGUUGAUUAA